AGAGCCGUAGAAAGAACGUGCAGUCUAUGAAUUACUUUUCUCUCCCCCUGUUUGGGAGAAGACAAAAAUAACCGAGAAACCGAAAGAAAAUUCGGGAAAUAGAGACGAAGAUCGUCGUUGACGCUGCAGGUCAAAGAUUUGGUUUUUCAAUCUCUACGAGGUGAUUAGUCGCUUAAUCAUCAUCUUCGUCCUGGACUUAGCGUUGAUUAAAAGCGAAACGUAAUUCGGAGGUUCGAUCCAUCAAAUUGAAGUAGAGGCAAACCCUAGCUUGGAAAUUUUUGGGAUGGCCGGAAUAAUGAACAGGUUGAGGAAUCUCGAUGCUUACCCUAAGAUCAAUGAGGAUUUUUACAGCCGCACGCUUUCCGGAGGUGUAAUCACCCUUGUUUCUUCCAUCGUCAUGCUAAUUCUCUUCUUCUCCGAGCUUCGACUUUAUCUCCAUCCGGUUACCGCCACUCAGCUUCGGGUCGAUACAUCAAGAGGAGAAAAACUACAGAUCAAUUUUGAUGUUACUUUUCCUGCCCUUGCAUGUUCGAUCAUCAGCCUUGAUGCCAUGGAUAUCAGCGGGGAACAACAUCUUGAUGUGAAACAUGAUAUUAUAAAAAGAAGAUUAGACUCCCAUGGCAAUGUUAUAGAGGCAAGACAAGAUGGAAUCGGUCAUCCUAAGAUUGAGAAACCUUUGCAAAAACACGGUGGAAGGCUGGAGCAUAAUGAAACAUAUUGUGGUUCAUGCUUUGGAGCUGAGGCAUCCGAUGAGGAUUGCUGUAAUUCUUGUGAGGAAGUUCGUGAAGCUUAUCGUAAGAAAGGUUGGGCCCUCUCAGACCCUGAAGUGAUUGACCAGUGUAAAAGAGAAGGCUUUCUGCAAAGGGUAAAGGAUGAAGAAGGCGAAGGAUGCAAUAUUUAUGGGUCAUUGGAAGUAAAUAAAGUGGCUGGGAAUUUUCAUUUCGCUCCAGGGAAAAGCUUUCAUCAAUCAGGUGUUCAUGUGCAUGAUUUUUUAGUCUUCCAAAGAGAUAGUUAUAAUAUAAGUCACAGGGUAAACAGGCUGGCCUUUGGGGACUACUUCCCUGGUGUAGUGAAUCCCCUUGACGGUGCGAAAUGGAGUCAAGAGACACUGAAUGGAGUGUAUCAGUAUUUCAUCAAGGUCGUACCGACUGUAUACACAGACGCAAGAGGGCAUACCAUUCAGUCGAACCAGUUUUCAGUGACUGAACAUUUCCAGGGCACGGAAGCAGGACGGAUGAUGCAGCCACUCCCGGGUGUUUUCUUCUUCUACGAUCUUUCUCCGAUCAAGGUGAUGUUCACAGAGCAGCAUGUAGAGUUCUUGCACUUCCUUACAAACGUCUGUGCUAUUGUUGGAGGGAUCUUCACGGUAUCGGGGAUAAUAGAUUCGUUCGUGUACCAUGGCCAGCGGGCAAUCAAGAAAAAGAUGGAAAUCGGUAAAUUCAGCUGAUUUAUAUGAGCCUCCACAGGGAAUCAAAAAGCUGAUCCAUACGCCAGGGGAAGAACACAAGUAGUUUUAGACAUUGUCUUUUAAAGUAACAAUUUUUACAGUCUCGGAAAUUUGAAGUUUUGACAGUGUUUUCUUCCUUCCCCGGGUGGCGAGAAGGGCCAUUUGUAGAUCCGAUUUGUUUGUCGGAAAGAGUAAGCACAUCUUGAGAUCUUUCGUAAGUUUAGUCUUGUUUUUUUUAUUUCAAAGUAAAUGUUAGUGAGUAUUUAUCAUUAAGAAGUUAACAAGGCAAAGAGAGAAACAAACUUUGCGUUACAUUUUCA
Messenger RNA from Tarenaya hassleriana, 1767 nucleotides. Its product is annotated as endoplasmic reticulum-Golgi intermediate compartment protein 3-like. The transcript is spliced from 13 exons. Lineage: Eukaryota; Viridiplantae; Streptophyta; Magnoliopsida; Brassicales; Cleomaceae. The coding region runs from base 284 to 1447 and encodes 387 amino acids. Gene Ontology annotation, cellular component: endoplasmic reticulum; COPII-coated ER to Golgi transport vesicle. The record is from RefSeq and is a predicted model, not a curated record.